Fusarium graminearum PH-1 is the source of this 1452-nucleotide messenger RNA. RefSeq lists its product as uncharacterized. Gene Ontology annotation, molecular function: carboxy-lyase activity; pyridoxal phosphate binding. Gene Ontology annotation, biological process: amino acid metabolic process. The record is from RefSeq and is a predicted model, not a curated record. The transcript has a single exon. Lineage: Eukaryota; Fungi; Ascomycota; Sordariomycetes; Hypocreales; Nectriaceae. Bases 1 to 1452 code for a protein of 483 amino acids.
AUGAACUCACUAGAUCAACCCGAUGAGCUCGAGGCUGUCUGCACAGCCAUCCAAUCCAUCGUCCACCGUCUUGGCUCAACAACUCAAGAUGUUAAGGAUGACCCAAUCAUCAAAGUCGCAGAACCAAAGGAUGUCCCCUACCUCAGGAAGAUAGGUACUCCUGGUGCAGCGCACUCAAUCGACCAAGUCCUUGAUGAAGCAUUUGCAGCAUUCGACCACCGCAUGCGCGUCAACCAUCCUCGCUUCAUGGGUUUCAUCCCAUCACCUACAUCACCAAUUGCAUGGCUGGGCGACAUUGUAGCCAGUGCUUUUAAUGCAUUGGGUGCUUCGAAAUUGCAAGCCUCAGGCCCAGUGGUCAUUGAAAAGACCCUGAUCGAAUGGUUGGCUUCACAAGUCGGUUUCCCUUCAACUGCCGGUGGCAUUUGUGUUUCCGGUGGUUCAAUGGCGAAUUUGAUGGGCAUUGUACUCGCUCGGGACCGCUUCGUGCCACAUGGUGAAUCACACAAGGGCGUUGUUUAUCUUUCAGACCAGACUCAUUACUCUGUGGCCAAGGCUUUGCGUUUACUCGGUUUUGAUAAGAAACAAAUUCGGCAUUUGCCUGCAGACGGCUCCUUUAGAUUUGAUUCAAGUCUUCUGGAACAGACAAUACGCGACGACCGAGAAGCAGGCCUUGUGCCUUUUCUGGUGGUUGGCACAUGCGGAACAACAAACACUGGCGCCAUCGAUCCAUUAGAGCAGCUCUCUGAGAUAUGCAAGAGGGAGCAACUCUGGUUACACGUCGAUGGUGCAUAUGGCGCGUCGGCGACUCUCUCGACUACACGUCACCAAGAGGUGGAUGGUCUUAAGUACGCCGACAGUAUGUCGUGGGAUGCGCAUAAAUGGCUAUUUCAGACCUACAGCUGCGGAUUACUUUUGGUCAAAGAUAGAUCCAACUUGGUGCGUAGCUUUGCCAAUGAGGGGGAUUAUCUUCGCGACGGUGUUGCGAUAGAAGACGAGGAUAUUCCCAACUUUUGGAAUUACAGCAUGGAGCUCACGCGUCCUGCAUCGCGGGCAAUGAAGCUUUGGUUCACACUUCGAGUGAUUGGCGUGGAGAGACUAGGAAAGAUGAUUGAUCACGGGUUCGAUCUAGCAGAGAGAGCAGAGGAAGAAUUGCGCAAGUUGAAUGAUUGGGAGAUUGUCAGCUCAGCGAGUCUGGGAGUCGUGACAUUCCGGUAUGCGCGAAAGGGGUUGACGGAAGAUGAAUUGGAGGUGAUCAACACGGGAGUAUCAAAGAGUCUGAUCUCAAGCAACAUGGCUGGUAUCUUGACUACAAAGGUCAGAGGAAAAGUGGCCUUGAGAAUUUGCGCAUUGAGUCCGCAGUUAGCGCUGGAUGACAUGUCGGAGAUAAUCAGAGAAGCCGAUGCGCUGGCAAAAAGAGGGACGCAGAACGGAGUCAAUGGAGUGUCGCAUUAG